Molecule: messenger RNA, 180 nt
Organism: Racocetra fulgida
Lineage: Eukaryota; Fungi; Glomeromycota; Glomeromycetes; Diversisporales; Gigasporaceae
Source: the annotation of a GenBank genome assembly
GUCUAUUAACAACAAUUGAAGAUAAUAAUAAAAGUCUUAUUUACGAACUAGAAAACCUUAAAGAACUUGUAUCUAUACAUUUUUCAAACAAUGAGAAUGUUGAGUUUUUAGCUAUAAUUGAAUUAAGUAAUAAAUUUAUUGAAGAGACAUUAUCAAAUAAAACUGACCUGAAUAAUGAUA